Molecule: messenger RNA, 1201 nt
Organism: Diceros bicornis minor
Lineage: Eukaryota; Metazoa; Chordata; Mammalia; Perissodactyla; Rhinocerotidae
Gene: HYLS1
Product: HYLS1 centriolar and ciliogenesis associated
Exons: 3
Coding region: 232-1173 (313 amino acids)
Biological process (GO): cilium assembly
Cellular component (GO): centriole; non-motile cilium
Source: RefSeq, a predicted model, not a curated record
CGGCAGCCUCGGUGCGUGGGUGGGCUGUGCGCUUGCGCGAGCUGCGGGACGCUAACGGAAACCUGCGGAGCUGCGCUAGCCGGGCGGCCGGACUCAGUGCGGCGGUUGUUUUCCGUGGGACUGGUGGUACAAUAGGAGCUAGCCUGAUGGAAGAAACUUGUCAAUGAUUGUACUUCAUAUUGGAAUAAAGUAGAACCUGGAGUAGAGAUUUUCCCACUUUAAGCAGUUUUGAUGGCAGAAAGAAGAAGGUCCUACAGUGUAGGGGAAGCAAUGGAGGAACUCAUGGGACCUGAUGGACAAAAAUGGGCCAAUAUGGAUCCAGAAGAACAAAUGUUAGCAGCUGCUACAGCUUUUACCCAUAUCUGUGCAGGGCAGGGUGAGGGAGAUGUCAGGAGAGAAGCCCAGUCUGUCCAAUAUGAUCCCUACAGUAAAGCUUCAGUAACCCCAGGAAACCGAUCUGCUCUUCCUGUGCACCUGCAGUACCCAUACGUAGAAAAUAAUGUCACUUCAGAAACAGUCUCAGAGGCCUCCAAAAGACUCCGGAAGCCAGUGAUGAAGAGAAAAGUGCUGCGUAGGAAGCCAGAUGGGGAAGUAUUAGUGACAGAUGAGUCAAUUAUCAGUGAAUCAGAGUCUGGUACAGAAAGUGAUGUGGAUCUCUGGGACUUAAGACAAAGGCUGAUGAAUCUGCAGUUCCAAGAAGACAGGGAAUCCCCAGUUGAUACUUCCCAAAAAUUUAAUCUACCACAUGAAUAUCAUGGAGUGUCUCAGGAUCAGCUCAUUUGCUAUCUACGAAGAGAAGGAAUGGGCCCUCCAGCAUAUGAACAAGACCUGAUUGUUGCCAGCCGACCCAAGUCCUUUAUUCUCCCAAAGCUGGACCAGUUAAGCCGAAACCGGGGCAAGGUAGACCGGGUAGCCCGCUAUUUUGAGUACAAACGAGACUGGGACUCAAUGCGGUUUCCUGGUGAAGAUCAUAGGAAGGAAUUACGCUGGGGUGUCCGAGAGCAGAUGCUUUGUCGAGCAGAACCCCAAUCGAAGCCUCAGCACAUAUAUGUUCCAAACAAUUACCUAGUACCAACUGAGAAGAAAAGAUCUGCCCUCCGUUGGGGUGUUCGUUGUGACCUUGCAAAUGGUGUCAUUCCCAGGAAGCUUCCCUUCCCUCUUUCUCCUUCUUAAGUCUUUUUUUUUUUUUUUAACCUAUCUC